Zygosaccharomyces rouxii is the source of this 753-nucleotide messenger RNA. RefSeq names its product SDR family oxidoreductase. Gene Ontology annotation, molecular function: oxidoreductase activity, acting on NAD(P)H, oxygen as acceptor. The record is from RefSeq and is a predicted model, not a curated record. Lineage: Eukaryota; Fungi; Ascomycota; Saccharomycetes; Saccharomycetales; Saccharomycetaceae. Gene Ontology annotation, cellular component: intracellular anatomical structure. The coding region runs from base 1 to 753 and encodes 250 amino acids. The transcript has a single exon.
AUGGUUAAAUCUGUGAUUGUAACUGGUGUGUCAAGAGGUAUUGGUAGAUCCAUAGUGGAACAGAUUAUUGGUGCUGGAGAGAAUGCCGUUGUAACCGGUAUCGCUAGGUCCGAAAGUUCAUUGAAAAGUUUGAAAGAACAGUUUGGUGACAAGUUCUUCUAUGUGGUUGGUGAUGUUACAGAUAAAAAUGCUGCUAGUGCAUUAGUACAAGAGGCAUUAAACAAGACCGGUAAGAUUGAUGCUGUUGUUGCUAAUGCCGGUGUAUUGGAACCUGUCCAAACUGUACAAAAGGCUGACGUUGAUGGCUGGAAGCAAUUAUUCGAUGUGAAUUUCUUCAGUGUGCUUUCUCUGGCCACACUGGCUAUGCCACACUUGAUUAAAAGCCAGGGAAACUUGGUUCUCGUCAGCUCUGAUGCCUGCAACAUGUGGUUCAGUGGUUGGGGUGCUUAUGGUGCGUCAAAGGCAGCUUUAAAUCAUUUGGCGCUCACCAUUUCAAAAGAGUGUGAUGGCGUCAAGGCCAUCGCCGUGGCUCCAGGUGUGGUAGAUACUAGCAUGCAAGAUAGCAUUAGGGAGAACUAUGGCCCUAGUGGUAUGACACCGGAAGCACAAAAGUUAUUCAACGAUUUCAAAGCCAAUGGGGUUCUUUUAGAUGUCAAAAUUCCAGCAAGAGUUUAUGCUAAUUUAGCCCUCCAGGGAAUUCCUAACGAAUUGAACGGUGAAUACGUGAGCUACGACGACAAGAGAUUGGGUUAA